Funneliformis geosporum is the source of this 1110-nucleotide messenger RNA. The record is from the annotation of a GenBank genome assembly. Lineage: Eukaryota; Fungi; Glomeromycota; Glomeromycetes; Glomerales; Glomeraceae.
AUGUAUUCUACAUUUUAUCAAGAUUUGUCAAAUAAUUUCAGUUCGUUGCUGAGCUCAGAGUUUGAGUAUAAUGUUAUAAUCGAUGUAGGAAAUGGUGCAGACCACAAAGAAUUUCAUGCUCACUCUGUUAUCCUUUAUAGUAGGUCACAAUAUUUUCAAACGUUAUUUUCAUCUUAUAAAGUUGAGAAAAAGGAUGGGAUAUCUAUUAUUAGGUUUCCAGGCAUAAGUGUAAAUACAUUUCAAGCCAUCAUAAUUUAUAUAUAUACCGGAAGUAUUGACCUGACCAACAAGGAGGGAAUCGAAAUAUUAAAUAUUUUGUUCAUCUCUCAACAAUUCGCUUUAAGCGCCCUAACUAAAUUCAUUGAACAAUAUCUCAUCGAAAACCAUUCAGAAUAUUUAAGGAAAUGUCCAGUGGAAACCCUUCAGAGUAUUUUAUUUAGCAAGUCCACCUUUAAAGAUUUACAGGAAAUUUCGCCAAGACUCACAAAGAAUGUGAGUGAUGAUAUUGAUUCAAAAUUACUUGAACAUAAGCAUUUUCUUACACUUGCCAAUUGGAUAGAUGACAAGGAUGAAGAUGCUGCUUACAUUAAAAAUAUUCCAUAUAAUUUUCAACUGGUUUAUCGAACAUAUAGUCCUGGUAGUUGUUCUAUUGAUGAUCUCAUGAAGAAAACUGGGUCGGAUAGUAAUGAUUCUUUUAUUAUAAUAUGUGUUCCGGGUGAUCGAGGCAAGUUACAUAACAUAUCAGGUGGAUUAAAGCAAUCUAAUUAUAGAUCAGGAGGGUAUAUUCAUGAAAAUGAUUGGAAUGACACAACUGGCACAAAAAAUUUUUUGUUUUCUAUUAAAAUCGAUGAUGAUACGUAUGAACCGAUGAUUAUUCGGAAUAGCGAUAAAAAUAGAUUUUAUCACUCAUUUAUAGAGGCGUUCAAAUCCUCUAUGGGUUUUAAAGAAGAUGGUUCCGGAAAGUUCUAUUCAUGGGAAAUAUUUAAAUUGGAAAGGAUAGCUAUUACGAAUAAAUUGAACUCCAAUAAUAAUUUAGAGACGAAAAGUUUAAGUAACAGGAAAUCAAAAAAAUUUGAGUUAUUUAGUAGUUUGAAGUCAAAGAUUAGUUGA